AUGUCAGCAGAGUUGUCUUACAAGGAUAGAGUUGUGAUUAUUACUGGAGCCGGUGGUGGUUUGGGACGUGUGUACGCUCUCGAGUUUGCCAAGCGUGGCGCAAAGGUCGUUGUUAAUGAUCUGGGCACUGCCUCGUCGGGAGAGGGCGCUGAUGUGAAGGCCGCCGACAAGGUCGUCAAUGAGAUCAAGGCCGCUGGCGGUGUUGCCGUGGCCAACUACGACUCAGUGGAGGAUGGCGAGAAGAUCGUCGCCACCGCCCUCAACGCAUUCGGUCGCGUCGACGUGUUGAUCAACAACGCCGGUAUUCUCAGAGACGUCAGCUUUGGCAAGAUGACCGACAGCGACUGGGAUCUCGUCUAUCGCGUGCAUUGCAAGGGUGCCUACAAGCUGACCCGUGCCGCCUGGAACCACAUGCGCGACAACAAGUACGGUCGUAUCAUCAUGACCUCUUCGGCCGCCGGUCUCUACGGAAACUUUGGCCAGGGUAACUACUCUUCGAUGAAGAUGGCCCUCGUCGGUCUGUCCAACACACUCGCUCAAGAGGGCAAGUCGCGUAACAUCACCUGUAACGCCAUCGCCCCAAUUGCCGCCUCCAGAAUGACAGAGACCGUCAUGCCACCCGAUCUCCUUGCCCUCAUGAAGCCCGAGUUUGUCGUGCCACUGGUUCUCUACCUGUGCCACGAGUCCACCACCGAGACCGGUUCGAUCUUUGAGGUCGGUGCCGGCUGGGUCAGCAAGCUGCGUCUCCAGAGAGGUGCUGGCGUGCUCAUCCCCGACAUCACCGCCGAGAAGGUCAAGGAGAACUGGGCCGCCGUCGAGGACUUCUCCAACCCGACCUACCCAACCACACCAACCGAGUCGUUCUCGGGCAUCAUGACCGCCCUGAACAACCCAGUCAAGGUGUCGAUCGCCCCAGUCAAGGCUGCCGCCCCCGCUGCCGCCGCCGCUGGUGCCUCUGUCGUCGUCGCCGGCUACAAGGCAUCCAACGUGUUUGAGACCAUCCAAAAGACCAUCGGAUCCAACGGCGCCGAGCUCGUCAAGAAGAUCAACGGUGUCUACUUCAUCAAGGUCACCCAGGGUGGCAAGUCACAGACAUGGACCAUCAACCUCAAGACUGGCAACGGAGCCAUCAGCAUUGGCGAGGUUGGAAAGCAGGACGUCACCAUCACUGCUGCCGACGAGGACUUUGUCGACAUCAUGACUGGCAAGCUCAAUGCACAGACCGCCUUCAUGAAGGGCAAGUUGAAGAUCAAUGGAAACAUGGGUCUCGCCACCAAGUUGGGUAACAUCAUGCAGAAGUCCAAGCUCUAA
Acytostelium subglobosum LB1 is the source of this 1311-nucleotide messenger RNA. RefSeq lists its product as hypothetical. The transcript has a single exon. Lineage: Eukaryota; Evosea; Eumycetozoa; Acytosteliales; Acytosteliaceae. Bases 1 to 1311 code for a protein of 436 amino acids. The record is from RefSeq and is a predicted model, not a curated record.